AUGCACAAGUUGUUCAACAAGGAUUUCUUUAUCGGCCAGCUGUCAAUAGAGGAACUCGAGUGCGAGAAGCACUUUCAAGAAACCCACCGCAGAGACGAAUCCGGACGCUACAUAGUGAGACUUCCAUUGAGGACGUCAUCAGCAGCGCUCGGCAAUUCAAAAAACAAGGCCUCACGCCAGUUAAGAUCAGUCAUCAGCAGGCUCAACAAGGAUCAAGCAUAUUCCCAACUCUACAAGGAAUUCAUCAAGGAAUAUGAAGACUUAGGACACAUGAGGAGGGCGUUAGAAAUUCCAGAACCAUCAACAGCCUACUAUCUGCCGCAUCACGGAGUUUUAAGAGAGGACGCCAUCACAACAAAGCUGAGAGUUGUAUUCAACGGCUCCAGCGCCAGCUCAUCAGGUAUGUCUCUUAACGACAUUUUAUACCCUGGUGUUAAAUUACAGAUCAACGCAAUGAACGUCUUAACCUGGAUGAGAAGACAUAAGCUCGUCUUUGGGACGGACAUCGUCAAGAUGUUCAGACAGAUUAAGGUACAUCAGGACGACUGGGAUCUUCAAAGGAUAUUGUGGAUGGACGACGAUCAACAGGAAAUCACCUUCCAGUUAACCACAGUGACCUACGGUCUCAAUUGUUCGCCCUGGUUAUCACUCAGAGUGCUCCAACAAUUAGCAGACGAUGAAGGACAUCGUUUCCGAGCAGCAGUCGAAGCGAUCACAAGAGGUCGUUACGUCGACGACAUAUACAGAGGGUCCGACUCAGAAGAAGGCCUCAAGGAAAUAGCAGUGCAGCUUCAAGGACUAUGCAAAGCAGGCGGUUUUAAUCUACAAAAGUGGAGCAGUAACUGCCCAGAAGCUCUUCAUCAACUAGGCCUAACAACAGAGAGCAGCCUGAUUCGAUUUGAGGAAUCAGUGACAAAGGUACUUGGUUUGUGUUGGCACCAGUCAACCGACACAUUCAGGUACAAAUCGAGGAAAUUCAACGCAGCUACCAUCACCAAAAGAACAGUGUCAUCGGAGAUAGCUCAGAUCUUCGAUCCAUUGGGAUUCAUCGCCCCGGUGGUAGUACAAGGGAAAGUUCUCCUGCAGGGGCUAUGGAAGCUCAAAGCCAACUGGGAUGAUCCUCUUCCAGAGGAGUAUAAGGAACGUUGGAGGACAUUCCGAGGAGAUCUCACCAACCUAGACAGAGUUACUGUACCCAGGUGGAUACAGUUAUCAUCGAAGACUACCAACAUCCAAAUCCACGGAUUCGCAGAUGCAUCAACGGUAGCCAUGAGUGCAGUGGUCUACCUUAGAACGAGAUCAAGCAACGAGAAUCCAUCAACAACUUUAGUGUGUGCGAAAACCAAGGUCGCACCAAUCAAAAGGAUGACCAUACCUCGGCUAGAGCUCACAGCAGCUCUACUCUUAACCCAGCUAGUGGACUCAACAUACGAGAUGCUUCAACUAGACCGGAAUCAGACGGAAACUUAUCUCUGGUCAGACUCAUCAGUCACACUAGCCUGGAUCAGAAGCCCAGCCUCAAGAUGGAAGGAUUUCGUCCAUAACAGCGUCAUCAAAAUACAGGAAACGCUACCAAAGGCCAUAUGGAGACACGUCAGUGGCAAAGAAAACCCAGCUGACUGUGCCUCAAGAGGAAUCUCACCAAAUGAGUUAGUAGAUCAUCCACUCUGGUGGUCAGCACCAAGCUGGAUUAAUCAGGAUCCAGAAAACUGGCCUCAAUCAACCAUAGACGUAUCAAAAAUGGAUACUCCAGAGGUGGCCAAGGAAGCAAAACCAGUACCAGCACAUCCAGCAAGGAUGAAAAUCAGCAAGGUAGCAGAACUCCUCAACAGAUACAGCAAAAUGGCCAAACUGUUACCAGUAACAGCGACUAUCAACAGAGCGAUAGACAGAUUCAGCCGGCGCCCAACGCCCCCGGGACCUGUCCUGACAACUAGAGAACUAAAUGGAGCAAGAACAUUCUGGGUUAAGGUAACACAAGCACAAUAUUUUGAAUCAGCUAUUAGACUUUUGCAGAGAGAUCAUCAGUUACCAAGAAGUCAUCAGCUAGCUAAGCUAACACCAACGCUAGAUGACCAAGUCAUCAUGAGACUAGGAGGUCGUCUGAAGAACGCUCAACUCAGUUCAGACGAAAUACAUCCAAUAAUCCUACCCAGACAGUCAAGGUUCACCACAUUGGUCAUUGCCGAAGCUCACCAGAGAACCCAACAUGGAGGUACCCAACUGACUCUAGCCUAUACGAGACAAAGAUAUUGGAUCGUAGGAGGCAGAGGCACUGUCAGAGCAUACAUCUUACGCUGCGCCAUCUGCACCCGUCAUCGAGGAAGACAAGCUCAAUAG
Diachasmimorpha longicaudata is the source of this 2340-nucleotide messenger RNA. RefSeq lists its product as uncharacterized. NCBI's taxonomy places the organism in Eukaryota, Metazoa, Arthropoda, Insecta, Hymenoptera, Braconidae. The record is from RefSeq and is a predicted model, not a curated record. The coding region runs from base 1 to 2340 and encodes 779 amino acids. The transcript has 2 exons.